AUGACUAAUUCGAGGAAGAGCAAGAUCAAAGGCGGGAUUCAAUCUUGCACUACGAAAGACUCACCUGAGCAGCCAAUGGAAUGGGCAGAUCCUCGAACUCUGUUCUAUAGUGAAAUAAUCGCGAGUUAUGAAGACGAAUGUAGGAAAAACUCGGAUUUAGCUGUUGAAAAACUGGUUCUAUUACUUUCCCGUUUGCCACCGAUAGGGACUAUUCUUCAAUCUGGACGAUCGGCAAUUGUCGAACUUGAAGAGUCGCUUUCAUCAUUACCACAGCAAUGUUUCCUCGGAAGACUACCCGGCGAGGUACUGCUUCGGAUUAUUCGCCAGCUACCAAUGACAACAAUGCUGUCGUUGGCCUGUACUUGUAAGACAUUCAACAGAAUAAUCAACGAACAACAACAUAAUCUUAAGAAUUUUGAUUUUCGAGAAGAUCGCAUUAUUAUGAUUGGCGUAAGACGAGCACAAAAUGAUACUUUUGAUGAGGUAGAGCGGUAUUUGCACUGCUCGGAAGUGCCAGUCGACAACAAACUUGAGUAA
Angiostrongylus costaricensis is the source of this 537-nucleotide messenger RNA. Lineage: Eukaryota; Metazoa; Nematoda; Chromadorea; Rhabditida; Metastrongylidae. The record is from the annotation of a GenBank genome assembly.